Messenger RNA from Talpa occidentalis (Iberian mole), 2821 nucleotides. It is a transcript of the gene PDE4C, whose product is annotated as phosphodiesterase 4C. The record is from RefSeq and is a predicted model, not a curated record. Gene Ontology annotation, biological process: signal transduction. Gene Ontology annotation, cellular component: nucleus; cytosol; perinuclear region of cytoplasm. Bases 48 to 2237 code for a protein of 729 amino acids. Lineage: Eukaryota; Metazoa; Chordata; Mammalia; Eulipotyphla; Talpidae. Gene Ontology annotation, molecular function: 3',5'-cyclic-AMP phosphodiesterase activity. The transcript has 17 exons.
AGGACUCAGGCAGGAUUCAGCAGUUGCAGUGCAGAGAUGCUUGCAGCAUGAGGCGCAGCGGAACAGCGCUCUCCUUUCUGCUGAGUGAGAGGGCCCGGGAGUCAGCAGAUUCUGGAUCAGCUCCUGUGAGCCCCCUUAGUACUGGUGUUAUCCGGAGACGCUUCUCAGGGACCCCAUUGCUGCCACCACUGUCGAGCCGCCUUGGAUCCCCUGGAGAGACUGACCCCAGCCCCCGUGUGGUGUUCACCAUUGAGGCUCGAGGGACAGAGCAAAGCCAUGGCCAGGCUCCAGGCAGCUUUGACCUGGAAAAUGGGCUCUCAUGUGGGAGAAGUGCCCUGGACCCUCAAGCUGGGCCUGGCCUUGGACGUGUUGCCCAAGCACCUGCCCAGCACAAUCAGCGUCGGGAAUCCUUCCUGUACCGCUCAGACAGCGACUAUGAACUCUCCCCCAAGGCGAUGUCCCGGAACUCCUCCGUGGCCAGCGAUCUACACGGAGAAGACAUGAUUGUGACACCCUUUGCCCAGGUUCUGGCCAGUCUGCGGACGGUUCGAGGCAACCUAGCAGCGCUUGCCCACCUGCCAGGCCGCUGGACAACCAAGCAGGUGUCUGUCGGGAACCCCCCAACUGGCAGUCAUCCUCCUCCUCCUCCAGAGGACACUGGGCAGAAGCUGGCUUUGGAGACACUGGAUGAGCUGGAUUGGUGUCUGGAUCAGCUGGAGACACUGCAGACACGCCACUCGGUGGGAGAGAUGGCCUCUAACAAGUUCAAACGGAUGCUGAACCGCGAGCUGACUCACCUGUCCGAAACCAGUCGCUCUGGGAACCAGGUCUCCGAGUACAUAUCCCGAACCUUCCUGGACCAGCAGACGGAGGUAGAGUUGCCGAGGGUGACCCCCAUGGAGUCCCCGAGGCCCAUGUCCCAGAUCAGUGGCCUGCAUGGGCUCCCUCACAGCACCAGCCUCUCUGCAGCCCCUAUCCCACGAUUUGGGGUCCAGACCAACCAAGAGGGGCAACUGGCCAAGGAACUGGAAGACACCAACAAGUGGGGGCUUGAUGUAUUCAAGGUGGCAGAGCUAAGUGGGAACCGGCCUCUCACAGCCAUCAUAUUUAGCAUCUUUCAGGAACGGGACCUGCUCAAGACAUUUCAGAUCCCAGCAGACACACUUGCCACCUACCUGCUGACACUGGAGAGUCACUAUCAUGCCGAUGUGGCCUACCACAACAACAUACAUGCGGCUGAUGUGGCCCAGUCUGCGCACGUGCUCCUGGCCACACCUGCCCUGGAGGCUGUCUUCACAGACCUGGAAGUCUUGGCUACCAUCUUUGCAAGUGCUAUCCAUGAUGUGGACCAUCCUGGAGUCUCCAACCAAUUUCUCAUCAACACCAACUCAGAGCUUGCACUCAUGUACAAUGAUGCCUCUGUACUGGAGAACCACCACCUGGCUGUGGGCUUCAAGCUGCUGCAGGCAGAAAACUGUGAUAUCUUCCAAAACCUCAGUGCCAAGCAGCGGCUGAGUCUGCGGAGGAUGGUCAUCGACAUGGUGCUAGCCACCGACAUGUCCAAGCACAUGAAUCUCCUGGCUGACCUCAAGACCAUGGUGGAGACCAAGAAGGUGACAAGCCUAGGAGUCCUGAUGUUGGACAACUACUCUGACCGCAUCCAAGUCCUGCAGAACUUGGUUCACUGUGCCGACCUCAGCAACCCCACAAAACCGCUGCCCCUAUACCGCCAGUGGACAGACCGCAUCAUGGCCGAGUUCUUCCAGCAGGGUGACCGUGAGCGUGAGUCAGGCCUGGACAUCAGCCCCAUGUGUGACAAGCACACGGCUUCGGUGGAGAAGUCCCAGGUGGGUUUCAUUGAUUACAUUGCCCACCCGCUGUGGGAGACCUGGGCGGACCUGGUCCACCCAGAUGCACAGGACCUGCUGGACACACUGGAAGACAACCGAGAGUGGUACCAGAGCAAGAUACCCCGCAGCCCGGUCGACCCCACCAGCCCCGAGCGGGGUGGACCUGACAGGUUCCAAUUUGAGCUGACUUUGGAGGAGGCUGAAGAAGAAGAGGAGGAAGAGGAGGAAACACUGGACUGUGGGGUCUCAGAGUCACCUGACACUGAGCUCCUGUCCCCUGAGGUCAGUCUAGACCCUGGGACUCCACACCUGCACAAUCAGAGGACUAUGGGCAAGGCCUGUGUGGACCCCAAGGGAACUGUGAUGGCUGAGUCCUUUGGCACCUAGUGGCCCCUGCUGGGUGAGUGGACUUUCCAGGAAGAGGUCCACCUCUUCCCAGGUAGUCCCUGCUUUGUCUUUCCCACUCACUGAGGGAGACAACCAAGCUUUUAAGUUGAGGCAGGUAUUAGGAUUGAAUUGAAGACACCUGGCUGGGGUGUACUCUGACCACCAGGCUGACUCAAAACUUUGCAAGUUUCUUUAAGUACCUUUGGAAUCCCCCUCCUGGUCUUGUACACCUGGUGUGGAAGAGGGGUGUUUGCCAGGCCUCUUGUCACCUUCCCUUGAACCACGUCCAUCACUUAUUCUUCACUCUUUAUCAGAUAAUUAUUAGAUGCUGUAUUCCAGGCCUGUGCCUGCUGUGUCUCUAGGGUAGCCCUGCACAAGGGUUAGGGAAUUGACCCCAAAAGAUCCCCUCUGCAGGUGCCUCCCCUUCAUCCGCCAGGUAGAUGCAAGAGAGGAGGACCCUUGAACAGGGGAAUUCUCACCACUAAAGCAUUCCGAUCCAGCUAUGGUGGGGGCCGAUGGGAACAAGAGAGAGAAGGCUCUGUGUCAGGGACCAUCUCUGAAGACAGAUUCAGCCUGUCAUUGUU